AGGCUUAUAGUUUGUGAUAACCAGGAGAGAACCUGGUUUUCACACGAGGCUACAAAAUGCUCCCUGCGCUCUUUAUUGUGAAGGCGCGCACCGGAAGCGCAGCGGGUUAUUUUCCGCCGGCCUGACACAGCUUCCUGCGAACACACGGUUCCUGGGCGAACAUGGUGGCAAAUUGACAACGGCGUCGAUAUGAGGACGGUGAGGGCUUGAAGACGAGAGGAGGUCCGUCACAGGCUGCGGGCCCACCCGCCGACACCACAGGAGAACCGCUUCGCCAUGUUGGAGGAGGGCAGCGCACGACAGAGGCCGGGGGAAACGUAAAGGCGUCGGGGAGUGUUUGUGAAAACGACGCGCAGAGGAGGACAGCGGCUUCACCGGUCAGCCAUGGAGGAUGCGGCCCGUGGUCGCCAGCGCCUGAUUCCCCAUCCGAGCCCCGCUCCUUUUCAUGGGAAUUACCGGUGAUCGCGAAGGCCAGCCGGGACUACCCACCGCCCGACACCCGAGGGGAGGCAAACGCGGAGCGGACCCCACGUCAAUGACUGUUGCGGCAGAGGAGCCCCCACGGUGGCCGGUUCCCAAAAUAUGACCAGGGGUGCUGGGACGUGUUGGCAGCAAGAAGAUGACGACGGCUUCCAAAUCUGGCUAGAGCCCCCCCGAGACAACCAAAAGCCAUUCACCGACUCAGAGAGGGCGCAGCGAUGGCGACUGUCCUUGGCAUCCCUGUUGUUCCUCACCAUCCUGCUCUCUGAUCACCUGUGGUUCUGCGCCGAGGCCAAACUGGCCCGCACCCGGGACAAGUUCUCCUCCUCCGUGCGCCUCUCCCCCCAGACCCACUCAGCACACCCCAGCCUCAGAGGAAACCCAGAUGCUAUUUUUAUAGGAAACUCCACCAAACAUUUGUGGCGCCUCGAAACUUGCCACCGGGAUAGUUUAUCUAAGAACUGCUUCGCCUUCGCGGACGCCGACCAUCUGUGCAGGGGCCUUUCCGACCAAGAGGGGACGCGGGCGGCUGUAAAUAUGAGCGAUUUGUACCUUUCCUUUUGUAACUCCUACUCGCUGCUGGACCUGUUCUACGGCUCGACGAGUCCGGACAACCUGAACUGCAGCCUCGACGUGCUCGGCGACGGCGACACGACCCGGUGCAGCCUGUGCGUGCAGGCGUACCAGCGCUACGACCAGCACGCCCAGGAGAAGUACGAGGACUUUGAGCUCCUGAGUCAGAAAUACGAGCCGGAGGCAUAUUCGGUGAGGACGUGCAUGGAGCAGUGCAAGACGGCCUAUAAGCCCUGGCUCUGUGCUCAGUACUUCCCCACCACCCAGCAGUCCUGUAAGAAGAAGGUGCCGUGCCGGCAGUACUGCCUGGAGGUCCAGCAGAGCUGUCCGUUCAUUCUGCCGGAUAACGACGACCUGAUCCACGGAGGCAGCCCCAGCUUCAUCUGCACAGGACUCUUGGGAGAUCAUCCAUCAGACAGCGAGGCAGAGUGUUGCGACGUCCGAUGGGACUCCAGAAUGGACAACCCUUCUGGCGGGACUUUAAAAAGGACUGCUUCUUCCUGCCAGCCCGAGGGGGCCUCGGUCACCUCCGCCGCAUCCCCGAGACUGUGCAGCGGGCGACUGAAGAUCUGCCUCUUGGCCCUCGUCCUCCUACACACUGUUAUCGUCAUUUCAGCCUCCCAUAAUUCCACAUUGGUGGGCAUGGCUGCCUUUUUCUCACCGGAGGAGAGUGCUUCUAACGAGGAGUGAACCUUGGGGUCGAAUCAAGGUCAGAGCUUGUAAAGAGUGAUGUCGCUCGAGAGGAUUUUACGGCUUUUACAUUUUCAUCGCUGCCAGGGACACAUCUGGCGAGACACGGUGGGAAUGCCUCUACAAUCUACUGCAGAUGAACCAUCAACCACAGGAAGUGGGAGGGUUUUAACUGGAGCUAAGGGUGCUGGGACUGGACAUAGACAAACCAAGACGUUUGAGAACCACUCCCCUAAAGAACUGACCUCUUGCCACUUGAAACCUGCUCAUUGUUUCUAUUCCAUCCAAAUGUUUUCUAGCAUAUUGUCCCUCCUCUCCUUCCCUCCCUUCCUUCUCUCCACUCUCUCCCUCUGUUUUCAGUGUGUGUGUGUGUGUGUGUGUGUAGCAUGUCAGAUCUUUACUAGAGCCCGACCGAUUUAUCAGCUCCCGACAAAAAUCAGCCGAUACGUGACAAAUCUGCACCAGCUUUAUUUCUGCCAUUAUUAAAACUUAUAUUUCACAGAAGAAACAAAGCAGAAUAUGUUUAUUUUCUUAAGUCAAGUUCUACAUAUUUUGUUGUGUGUGAGUUUUCUUUUUAUUUAUAGAUAUUUAUUACAAAGUUUAUGGUAAUUGGUAAAAUAUCAAGCCUCAAUUACAUUUCUUUUCCCGAUAUAUCUGUAUUUGACAUUUUUUACUGCCUAAUAUUGGUAUCAACCUCGAAAAAUGCAUAUCGGUCAGGCUCUAAUGAUCACCCUUUACACUUUUACUGCUUUUGUUUUUUCCAGGUGCCAGAAUGUUUUGACAUCAACUGUGUUUCACUUUCUUCUCUCCAUCAUUCUUCUGAACUACCUUGUGUGUGAUGUUGCUGGAGCUUCUGCCUGGACCAGCUCACCUCUCUCCUUCACGUGGGGUCUCUGAAAACAAUACAUCUUUGUGAUUCCUCUGUACUCCGAUGUCCAGCUGGUGUUUUGUCCCACGAGAUCCUUUUUUCAACCAAUGACGUGACAUGCCUCCAUGUUUUAGGACCUUAAGUGCUCUGAGACUGGCCGUGCGCUCGCUCUUCUCUAACUUGUCGGGAGAUGAAGGUUCAGCUUGUGGUUACAGGGUGGCGGUGAAGCGGUGGUUAAGCGGUUUACCUCAGACAGUGGGGUUGGGUAUUUGCAGUUGCCAGGACAUGCAUGAAGUCAAAAUACCAGGGGCCUCAUUUAUCUACCAAACAAUUUUCUACACAAAGGAUCCAACGUGUAAUAGUAAAAGUCCAUUCAGGUUUUUAUUUGAUUCAUCUACACCAUUUACCUUAAAUAUUACCUUAAACCACAUCGUUUCCAUAUAUUUAAACUACUUGGACGUUCAUAGGGAUUUCUGUGCCCACAUUAGUUAUUUUGGUGGCGUCUGUAUUCAUGUGCACAUGUGAACAGAUGAGAUUAAUCAGAAACACCAUUUUACUCUCCAUGUAGAACUCGUCCUGUGCUUGGUUGGAUAAAUGAGGCCCCGGGAUCUUGGAGUAGCCAAUGAAGCAGAUUCUGGCAGUGGAGCAAUAUCGAGAAGAAAACAGCCAGUGUUAGCGUUCGCUUCGUGGCCUCUUUGCUGCCGUCGGCUCAACUUUUCAGUAUCGUAGUUGUGCAAGUGCCCAAGAACCAUUCAGUCAAUCAAUCAAUAGUCGACUCUAGAUGUCCCUCACUGGCAAAGGGCUGUGCUAGUGUCAGCGCACGAGGAGUGGGAGGAGUUUUAAAGGGCUGAUCCAUCCCAUUCCUAUGUGUUUUUUUCUGCGUGGCUGCUGCUGCUAAAGUGCACGUUGACAAUGAGGACAUGUCACGAGAGGAUGAGGAAGCAAGAGACGGGACAGAAAGCAAGAUUUAUCCCAAACUAAAGCUGUUUUCAGACGUGACCUCCGGAGGAUGUCCACUGAAUUGGGUUUGGACUUUCUCCGGAGUUUGUCUUUCACACGUGAACAACGCAGCUUUAGUGAUGGGGAUGCUUUUUGUCCUGGUUGCCUCUUGUGCUCAGUUACCGACAGACUGGAGUUGUAACUUCACCUGGUUAUUGACGUGGUAUUAGUGCCUCCUCCCUUCACAGCUUGACUUUACCUCGCCUCACUUACAGUAAUGACCAUUGAUUUACUCGUCUCACACACACACACACACACACNCACACACACACACACACACACACACACACACACACACACACACACACAGCAUCAGUGCUGGAUUUUCAGUUCAUUAACUUGUGUUAAUCUUACGCGAUGUUGUUUUAUUUGUUUUCCUCGACAAACUGGUGAGAGCUACACUCCCAUGAAGACAGCAGCGGAUGUAACAGGCCCUCACUCUGUGCUCCAUCCCUUCCAUCUCCAGCUGUUCAUGAUCUGAGUCCUGUGGAUCUAUGCAGACGAACCCCACCCCGCACUUCCCCACAAACCACCACCACCACCACCCACCCACCCCCUCGUCCUUUCUGUUGUAAAUAUGUCCUGAGGAUGUGGGAUCCCAAAAAUGGCUGUCCCCCCCACGCCCCCUCUCCCACACCCACCCACAGUUGGAAUCUCAGUGUUUUUCUUUUCGCCUCCUCAGUUUUUGUCUGAUUUCUUUUUUUAAUAUUUUUGCCGCAUUUUUCUGUUGUCUAAAGCAGUGGUGUGAGUUGAUGAGUAGGACUAAGUUGGAUGUUAAAAAGAAGAGAAAAAGAGGUCUUACGAAAAAUAUACAAAAAAAAAGCUUGAAUUGAGAAAAGGGUUCAAAUAUAGAGAACAAAAAAUACGUCAUAUUGUCAUACUAGAGAUGCUUUAGUUUGCUAAUUUACUUUCUUUUUUUUCUACAAAAGACUUGGAUGAAAUUAUUUAUAAAAUGCGUCCCACAAGUCAUGAUCUUUUUUGGACGUUAAACAAAUACAUUUAUUAACAUUUUGUUCAAAAGAAAAUAAAUAUAAAUUAUGUUAAACAUUACUGGUGUUUGUAUUUCCUUCACGCUCUGUGUCUUUGACGUCUUAAACUGGCCCCCAUGGUGGCCCCGAAGCGCCAAACACAGCGGCAAAUCUGAAAAUACAAUAUGGGAAAGGGCGGUACCUGCUGUCGACAAGGAUUGUUGCUUAUUGGACGAAUGGAUUGUCCGUCUUUCUAACAGGAAGGAAAUGCUGCUUCCAUGUUCCUUUUUUGCUUCAGUCGUGCGGCACCAAAGCCAUGCAGCGAGGUUCUUUCCCGCUAAAGAGAUGCAC
Molecule: messenger RNA, 4929 nt
Organism: Paralichthys olivaceus (Japanese flounder)
Lineage: Eukaryota; Metazoa; Chordata; Actinopteri; Pleuronectiformes; Paralichthyidae
Gene: nalf1a
Product: NALCN channel auxiliary factor 1a
Biological process (GO): calcium ion import across plasma membrane
Cellular component (GO): plasma membrane
Molecular function (GO): stretch-activated, monoatomic cation-selective, calcium channel activity; protein binding
Source: RefSeq, a predicted model, not a curated record